Messenger RNA from Gossypium arboreum, 762 nucleotides. RefSeq lists its product as uncharacterized. Lineage: Eukaryota; Viridiplantae; Streptophyta; Magnoliopsida; Malvales; Malvaceae. The record is from RefSeq and is a predicted model, not a curated record. The transcript has 2 exons. The coding region runs from base 1 to 762 and encodes 253 amino acids.
AUGGGUCGUGGGCAGGCCAGGGGUGGUAAUGGUAAUGGACGUGGACGUGGAGCACCAGGCAAAAAUAAAGUCCUUGCUGAGGCGAGGCAGCCAGCUUUGGUUUAUGCUGCUCGUCGCCGAGAAGACGGGGAUGCCCCAGAUAUGAUAACGAGUAUGUUCUUUAUAUAUGAGUUACCUUGCACUGCUUUGAUUGUUAUUGGAUCGACACAUUCAUAUGUUGCAUGCAAUAUGACUGAAUCUUUGAGUGAUAUGUUUGAAAUUACUUCGAAUGAGAUAACUUUGAUAAGUCCGUUAGGUCAGCCAGUGGGAGUGAAUAAGUUGUUUAGGAAGGUACCCUUAGUAGUACAAAGGGUUACCUUUUUAGCGGACUUGAUGGAGUUGUCGUUUAGUGAGUUUGAUUUAAUCUUGGGUAUGGACUGGCUGGUGAAACACCGAGCCACCUUGGAUUGCACUGUAAAGCGAAUGGUGUUAAGACCAAUGGAGGAUAAGGAGGUGGUGGUGAUUGGUGAACGUCGGAAUUAUCUAUCCAAUGUGAUUUUGGCAUUAAGGGCUAGGAACGACACGGAGGUUAAGAGCCCUACUGUUGAGGAGUUAAGAACAGUUAGGGAAUUCCCUGAUGUUUUCCUUAAAGAGUUACCAGGGUUGCCACCCAACUGGGAGGUAGAAUUUGGAAUCGAAUUGUUACCUGGUAUGGCUCCGGUGUCUAUCGCCCCUUAUCGGAUGGAACCAAAUGAGUUGGUGGAACUUAAGGCACAGAUUUAG